GCAGGAUUCGACAACAUAAUGCCGGACGGCACAAAGGAGGGGCGAAGAGGACCAGUGGAAGAGGACCAUGGGAGAUGGUCCUCAUCAUCCAUGGCUUCCCGUCUGACAUCGCUGCCUUGACAGAGGUGUGUUGGGGGAUCAAGCCGGGACACGCCGAUGCUACACGUCACACUCGGCCUCACCUUGCGCUUCGAACCAGGAAGCUCACAUCGACACGCGUGUGUGCUAAUUUGCAACACCUUGGGGUGCAAUCGAAAGCGGAAAUGGAGUUUUAACCGCAAGCGGUCAAGUCAAGUCCUUCGAUCUUUGCUGCCGUUUGAAGCGCACCUGCCCUCUCAAGUCCAUCCAGAUGUUGCGCUAGAACAUCAUGCUGGAAUCUCCGGAGCCGGGCCUGGAGGUGGAAAAGUGGCUUUUUACUCUCCGCCUUCCCCAGUACGCGUCGUGCUUGUGGCGUGGAGGCUACCGAUCUCUGGAAGACUGCGCGGACCUCACGGACGAACGCCUCCGGGAGCUUCGCGUCCUACCGACUGGGCACCGGAAGCGCAUCCUCCGCGGUUUAGAGGCGGUGGGCGUCCAGAAGCGAAGAGAGGAGGAGACAAGGAAACCGCCGCUCUACCCGAGAAAUAUCUUCCUGGACGAUAAAAAAAGAGGAGGUUCUUGUCAGGGCUAUCGUUCAAAAGAAUGGCAGGCGUCGGAAGGAGGAGGGAGUCGGACCUUGCCUCCUGGAUCGGGCCUUGGAGCACAAAUGGAAGAAACUGGCUUGCGGAAUAUCCCGGCGUCAGAGUUGUCUUCGGCCAGCAGCACGGAGUCACUUCCGGAAAUCCGAGAGAUUUCCCCAGAAGACUUUGCACCUUCUCCAAAUGAUGUCCCAACCGAGGAACAAGGGUCACCUCCGUGCAGCAUGGUGGACAACGCCAUCUACCAGGCCCAGCCCGCGGUCACUAAAGGCCCACGACCGACCCGCUCUUACCGACUGAGGCACCGACCGGUACCUGACAUCCCGCAGCAAGACAGAUCCGAAGACAAGGACUCUUGCGUGGUGACGGACCCAAACCCUUACGAAGAUGAAUACUCCACGGUGGAAGAGUGCAGCGGUCUCUUGCCGAGUUCUUCACAAAGCGUGCCCGAGUACGACACUGUUGGCCCGGCGGACGACUCUGCGAUCAUGGUGGACUGCGACCUCUACUCACAAGCUCUCCGGAGUCCCGUGGACCACCUGCCUGAUAUUUCCCCGUACGCUUGCUUUUACGGUGCUGCGGAACAUCAGGUGCGGAAGAUGGGCUGGCUUGAUAAGCUUUCACCUCAUGGGAAAUGUGUCUUUCAGCGGCGUUGGGUACGCUUCGACGGCGAAAUCCUGGCGUACUACAACAGCGACAAGGAAAUGUACUCCAAAGGGAUGAUCCUUGCCACCGCCAUCCGACAGGUGCGGACUCUCGGCGACAACAAGUUUGAGGUCGUCACCUCUCUCCGGACCUUCAUAUUCCGAGCCGAGAAAGAAGGGGAGCGCCGCGAGUGGAUGGCGUGCCUUCAGUCGUCGGCGCGGCCUCCCGCCCGCGGCUCCGGGACGCGCCGAAGCUUGCGCCGCCGUGUCUCCGCCAACAAGCGCGGCGUGCUGGAGGUGCGCGCCUACAAAGGCAGGGUUCUGGUGUCCCUGGCGGGGAGCAAAGUCAGGCUUUGCAAAACGGAACAGGACUAUGAAGCGGGCCUGGCUAUCUGCGAAGUGGAGCUAACGGCCGCCAACGUGCGCAACGUGGACCGACGGGUCUUUGAGAUCAACACGCCUUUCAAGAACUUUUGCUUCGUGGCCGAGUCUGAACGGGAGAAGCUGGAGUGGAUCGAAGCGGUUCGGGAAUCCAUCACGGAGACUCUAUGUGACUACGAAGUGGCCGAGAAGAUUUGGUUCAACGAGGCCAACCGCAGUUGCGCCGACUGUCGCGCCGAGCAGCCCGAAUGGGCGUCUCUCAACCUGGGUGUGAUCAUCUGUAAGAAGUGUGCAAGGCAGCACGGCUCACUCGGUCCGAGUGUCUCCAAAGUGCAGAGCUUGAAGUUGGACAGCAGCAUCUGGAGCAACGAGCUAGUGGAGCUCUUCUUGGAAGUAGGGAACCAAAAAGCCAACGCUUUCUGGACAGCUCAUCUCCCCUUAGAGGAAGACCUCAACUCCGGCGCUUCCAACGAGCGCCGCGCAACCUUCGUCCGAAGGAAGUACCGUGAGAGGAAGUAUCGCCGCGUGCUUGAGGGCCUUCACGACUCGGAGCAGCUCAACAAAGCGCUGUGUGCCGCCGUGGUCACGCCCGACGUGCUGCGGACCAUGGAGCUGGUCUUCAGCGGCGCAGAUGUUAUGUGCGCCACUGGGGAUCCGACCUCCUCCACGCCGUACCUCUUGGCCCAACGUGCCGGCCAAAGGCUGCAGAUGGAGUUUCUGCAUCAGAACAGGCUAUUGGAUUUCCCAACUUCCGAGAGCACGUCCCCCUUUGAAGCGUCCCCCUUCAUGGACGGUUUCCUCUACAUCUCCCCGGGCCCGGGCAGGACGCCGCCGGAUCGCCGCAAAGGAUACGAUACGGCGCGUCGAUGGUGCACGCUGGAGGGCGGCUUCCUGACGUACUACGAGACCGCCGAGAGUCCCGCGGCGGUCGGCCGGGUGGCUGUCGCCGACGUGGUCAGCCUGGCUGUCUGCAACGUCGAGACAAUGACGGUGGCAGGGGCUGUGUUCACCGUGGAGGUGUACUGCAGCUCGGGGCGGACGCUCGUCGUCGGCGCAGAAACGCAGGAAACGCGGCGCGACUGGAUCCAGGCUCUGACAAAGUGCUUGAUUCCACCCAAAGUGGAAUCUCUGGUCCGGAAGGACAGCGAGCUGAUUGGCCGGCUUUUGUACAAGGAGGGUCACGACCUGUACCACUGGAGGACGGGUUGGUUCGUCCUUUCCGGGUCCGUCCUCCGCUUCGGCGCCAUCGACGGCGAGGGAGACGAGGAAGUGCUUCAUCUCAAACGGCUGCAGGAACUCACCGUCACCACUCAAACCGAAGGCGAAGAGAAGAUGCAAGUGCUGCUGAUGGUGGAGAGUGGAAGGACCGUUUACAUCCACGGUUUCAACGCGGUUGACUUUGCGCUGUGGCGCUCGGCCAUCACGCAGGCGGCUGGCAACGACGGCAAGGCGCUUGGCGACCAGCAGCUCACCAAAAACGGCGUCCCUAUCGUUGUGGAGAGUUGCAUCGCGUUCGUCACGCAGUACGGGUUAUGUCAAGAGGGGGUCUACCAGCAACCGGGUGAUCCCAACGGGGUGUCCCGACUCUUGGAGGAGUUCACACUUGACGCCCGUCACGUCAAACUGAGGAGCAAAGAGCGCCGCCUAGAGGACGUGACCGAUACCUUGAAGAGCUUCUUAUCGCAAGCGGAGGACGCACUCUUGACCAAGGAGCUUUAUCCCUACUGGGUUUCAGCUUUGGAUGAGGAAGACAAGAGCCGGAGAGUUCAAAAGUAUUCCACUUUUAUCGAAAGUUUGCCUAAAACCAACAGGGCAACCCUCGGUGCUUUGCUCCAACACUUGUUCAGGAUUCAGCAAUGUUGCCACCUCACCGGCAUGACGAGUGAAAAACUGGCUUCGGUUUUCUCCUCCUGCUUGUUCCAGACGCAGGGACCGACGCCUAAGGAGAUGGGCGUGGUCCGCGACCUCAUCGAUAACUACGUUACGCUCUUCAAUGUCAAUGAAGAGCAGGUGCAACAGAUGGAGAGGGAGAAUAGUUUCAUCACCCGCUGGAAUGACAAAAAGGACACCACAUUUUCGCCAGCCGGUGACUUGAUUUUCGAGGUUUACUUGGAAAAGCGAGGCCCGGAGAAUUGCUGUUUAAUCAAGGUUUGGCCUAGCAUGCGCUCGGCGGAGCUCGCGGAGACGGCCUUGAGCAUGCGCAAUAUCCCUUUUGACGCUGCGGACGCGUGGACUACAUUUGAAGUCAUCGAGAACGGAGAGCUGGAGAGGCCGUUGCAUCACAGUGAGAAGAUUCUGGAGCAGGUGUUGGAGUGGAGCACGCUGGACUGCCCUAGUUCGGCUUUUCUGGUUUUGAAGAAGUUCGCCAAGGCAAAAAGUGAGGACAAAGCAGAGCCCAAGGAGCUUUUUAAAGGCGAGCAUCUGAAGUUCAACGACGGCUGCUCCAAACUGCUCUCCGGGCACAAGUUCCAGGACAAAUACGUGGUGCUGCGCGCUCAGAAACUCUUGCUCUACAGAGAUAUCAAAACUACAAAAGCCGAGAAGGUGAUCCAUCUCAAGGCCGCAAAAUGCUAUCUGGGCCUGAAGAAGAAGCUCAAGCCUCCCAGCAGCUGGGGCUUUACUGUCUACACGGAGAAACAACAUUGGCAUUUCUGCUGCGAGGAGAGGGAAACGCAGGUCAGCUGGGUGACCGACAUCAUCAGGAUGAAGUUCGGCUCUGACCUCUGUUCCGACCCGGGGGACGUGCCGCUUCACGCGUCUUCUAAAGUGGGGACGCGCCUGCAGCAAAACGCCGCUUUGGGCAGACAGGUGUCAGACAGGCGUACUUCCUUUCCUGAUACUCCGAAGCCAACGGGCCUGCGUCGGAGUUCCGUCAUGGAUCCGUGCCGGCCUUACCCGCAGGCCCCGCCCACUUUCCGGAAAAGUAGCAUUCAGCCGGGCGGGGGGGAGGGUAAGUUGCCCCUGAAUCUGCUGAGCGAGUUGAACACAGUGCUGAGCAAGAGCAAAAAAGUUGACCUAUGAAUACGGCAUAAAAAAUGGACAAAAAUUCACCUUCAUUUCGACAAAGCUUGUAAAUUGUCAUUUAAAAGUUUUGCUCUGACGAACUAUUCACUAUUUAUUCAGUAAUUAUUCAACAGUACCAUUUGGAGCGAGCUGCAUUUUUUGAACUGUUGUACCGGAAUAAUAAUAAAAAAAAAGUCCUGGACUGAAUGAAUGACUGAAUAAAGUGGCGCCUCAGUCUUUAAUAAUGCACACAGCAUGCUGAAAAUGCACACGUAGGCAAUUGUCACAUGGCUAUGAAUGAUUUAUUCAGAGCGUUUUUUCCUCUAAAUCGGAAACGGGCUUUCAACAGGAAUGAGAUAAUUGAUGAUUAUUUUCGUUCUUGUUUGUCACUAAUCGACGUCCGAUCCAUUUGAACUGGAAGGGCUGGCAAAUGGAUCGGACGUCGUUCAGGGACAGCUUUAUAAUUUCGAAUGGAUUUGACUUCUCACGACAUUAAUGGUACUGAAAACAUUUUUGGUGACCCAAAAACACAAAGAAAUCAACAGGAAGUGAUGUAAAAUUCUAGGAAGUGACCCAAAAUUAUAAAUGACCCAAUAAAAUGCCCCAAAAUCAACAGAAAGUGACCCAAAAUACCCCUAAAUCAAUCGAAAAUAACAGCAAAAUCAACAGAAAAUGACCCGAAAACCAAAAUUAACGGGCCGUGACCUAAAAUGAUUGGAAGUGACCUGAUACUGCUCCAAAAAUCAACAGAAAGUGAACCGAAAGUACAUAAAAAUCACAGGAAAGUGACUCAAAAAUGCCCCCAAAGUUAACAGUGACCAAAAAAUACACAUACAUCAACAAUAAGUGACCUGAAAAUACACUAAAUUCAACAAUGACCUAAAAUGAUAGGAAGUGACCCAAAAAUAGGCUAAAAUCAACAAAAAUUGACCUGAUAAUACACCAACAGUGAACAAAAAAUACACAAACAUCAACAGUAAGUCACCUGAAAUUAUAGGAAGUGACCCCAAAAAUGCCCCCAAAUCAACAGAAACGGACUCAAAAAUACAUAAAAAUCAACAGGCAGUGACCUAAAAUGAUAGGUAGUGACUCAAAAAUGCUCAAAAAUCAACAGAAAGUGACCCGAAAAUACACAAAAAUCAACAGUGACCUAAAAUAAUAGGAAGUGACUCGAUAAUGCUCCAAAAAUCAACAGAAAGUGACCCGAAAUACCCCCCAAUUCAGUCGAAAAUGACCCUAAGAUACACAAAAAUCAGCAGGCGGUGACCUAAAGUGAUUGGAAGUGACCCGAUAAUGCUCCAAAAAUCAACCGAAACUGAACCGAAAGUACAUAAAAAUCACAGGAAAGUGACUCAAAAAUGCCCCCAAAGUUAACAGUGACCAAAAAAUACACAUACAUCAACAAUAAGUGACCUGAAAAUACACUAAAUUCAACAAUGACCUAAAAUGAUAGGAAGUGACCCAAAAAUGCGCUAAAAUCAACAAAAAUUGACCUGAUAAUACACCAAAAUCAAGAGGGAGUGACCUUAGUGACCCCCAAAUAAAUCGAAAAUGCCCCAAAAUCAACAGAAAACGACCCGAAAAUACACAAAAAUCAACAGGCUGUGACCUAAAAUGAUAGGAAGUGACACAAAAAUGCCACAAAAUCAAGAGAAAGUGACCCAAAACUCUGCAGGAAUGUGACCUCAAAUUAUACGUGACCCAAGAAAAUGCCCCAAAAGCAACAGAAAGUGACCCAAUAUACCCCCAAAUCAAUCGAAAAUGACCCGAAGAUACACAAAAAUCAGCUGGCAGUGACCUAAAGUGAUUGGAAGUGACCCGAUAAUGCUCCAAAAAUCAACAGAAAGUGAAACGAAAGUACAUAAAUAUCACAAGAAAGUGACUCAAAAAUGCCCCCAAAGUUAACAGUGGCCAAAAAAUACACAAACAUCAACAGUAAAUCAAGAGAAACUGACUCAAAAAUACAUAAAAAUCAACAGGCAGCGACCUAAAAUGAUAGGUAGUGACUCGAAAAUGCUCAAAAAUCAACAGAAAGUGACCCGAAAAUACACAAAAAUCAACAGGAAGCGAUGUAAAAUUCUUGGAAGUGACCCAGAAAUCCACAGGAAGUGACCUAAAAUUAUAUGUGACCCAAUAAAAUGCCCCAAAAGCAACGGAAAGUGACCCAAAAGACCCCUAAAUCAAUCAAAAAUAACCCCAAAAUCAACAGAAAAUGACCCGAAAAUACACAAAAAUCAACAGGCAGUGACCUAAAAUGAUAGGAAGUGACACAAAAAUGCCACAAAAUCAAGAGAAAGUGACCCAAAAAUCUGCAUGAAGUGACCUCAAAUUAUACGUGACCCAAGGAAAUGCCCCAAAAGCAACAGAAAGUGACCCAAUAUACCCCCAAAUCAAUCGAAAAUGACCCAAAAUCAACAGAAAAUGACCCAAAGAUACACAAAAAUCAGCAGGCGGUGACCUAAAGUGAUUGGAAGUGACCCGAUAAUGCUCCAAAAAUCAACAGAAAGUGAAACGAAAGUACAUAAAAAUCACUCAAAAAUGCCCCCAAAGUUAACAGUGAACAAAAAAAUACACAAACAUCAACAGUAAGUCACCUGAAAUUAUAGGAGGUGAUUCUAAAAUGCACGAAAAUUAAGAUGGAGUGACCUAAAAUUAUAGGAAGUGACUCAAAAAUGCCCCCAAAUUAACAGUAACCCAAAAAUACACAAAAAUCAACAGGAAGUGAUGUAAAAUUCUAGGAAGUGACCCAAAAUUAUAAAUGACCCAAUAAAAUGCCCCAAAAGCAACAGAGUGACCCAAAAUACCCCUAAAUCAAUCAAAAAUAACCCCAAAAUCAACACACAGUGACUUAAAAUGAUAGGAAGUGACCCAAAAAUGCCACAAAAUCAAGAAAUAGUGACCCAAAAAUCUGCAGCAAGUGACCUAAAAUUAUACGUGACCCAAUAAAAUGCCCCAAAAACAACAGAAAGUGACCCAAAAGACCCCCAAAUCAAUCGAAAAUGACCCAAAAUCAACAGAAAAUGAACCGAAAAUACACCAAAAUCAAUCGAAAAUAAUCCCAAAAUCAACAGAAAACGACCCGAAAAUACACAAAAAUCAACAGGCAGUGACCUAAAAUGAUAGGAAGUGACCCAAAAAUGCCACAAAAUCAAGAGAAAGUGACCCAAAAAUCUGCAGGAAUGUGACCUCAAAUUAUACGUGACCCAAGAAAAUGCCCCAAAAGCAACAAAAAGUGACCCAAAGUACCCCCAGAUCAAUCGAAAAUGACCCAAAAUCAACAGAAAACGACCCGAAGAUACACAAAAAUCAGCAGGCGGUGACCUAAAGUGAUUGGAAGUGACCCCAUAAUGCUCCAAAAAUCAACAGAAAGUGAAACGAAAGUACAUAAAUAUCACAAGAAAGUGACUCAAAAAUGCCCCCAAAGUUAACAGUGGCCAAAAAAUACACAAACUUCAACAGUAAGUCACCUGAAAUUAUAGGAAGUGACCCCAAAAAAUUCCCCAAAUCAAGAGAAACUGACUCAAAAAUACAUAAAAAUCAACAAGCAGUGACCUAAAAUGAUAGGUGGUGACUCGAAAAUGAUCAAAAAUCAACAGAAAGUGACCCGAAAAUACACAAAAAUCAACAGGAAGCGAUGUAAAAUUCUUGGAAGUGACCCAAAAAUCCACAGGAAGUGACCUAAAAUUAUAUGUGACCAAAUAAAAUGCCUCAAAAGCAACAGAAAGUGACCCAAAAUACCGCUAAAGCAAUCGAAAAUAACCCCAAAAUCAACAGAAAAUACACAAAAAUCAACAGACAGUGACCUGAAAUGAUAGGAAGUGACCCAAAAAUGCCACAAAAUCAAGAAAAAGUGACCAAAAUAUCUGCAGCAAGUGACGUAAAAUUAUACAUGACCCAAUAAAAUGCCCCAAAAGCAACAGAAAGUUGUUAUCCAUCAUGCCUCCUAGCAUGCAUUGCAGCAGUACAGAUGUAAAUAGCAAUCAAAAGUCAUGUUCGGUAUAGGGCUGUCAAACGAUUAAAAUUUUUAAUCGAGUCAAUUACAGCUUAAAAAGUAAUUAAUCGCAAUUCAAACCAUCCAUAAAAUAUGCCAUAUUUUUCUGUAAAUUAUUGUUGGAAUGGAAAGAUAAGACACAAGCUGGAUAUAUACAUUCAACAUACGGUACAUAUGUACUGUAUUUGUUUAUUAUAACAAUAAAUCAACAAGAUGGCAUUAACAUUAUUAACAUUCUCUUAAAGUGAUCCAUGGAUAGAAAGACUUGUAGUUCUUAAAAGAUAAAUGUUGGUACAAGUUAUAGAAAUUUUGUAUUAAAACCCCUCUUAAUAUUUUCGUUUUAUUAAAAUUUGUAAAAAUUUCAAUCAAAAAAUAAACUAGUAGCUCGCCAUUGUUGAUGUUAAUAAUUACACCAUGCUCACUCAUGGUACU
Messenger RNA from Corythoichthys intestinalis (scribbled pipefish), 9128 nucleotides. RefSeq names its product structure-specific endonuclease subunit slx1-like. Gene Ontology annotation, biological process: double-strand break repair via homologous recombination; signal transduction. Gene Ontology annotation, molecular function: GTPase activator activity; 5'-flap endonuclease activity; phosphatidylinositol-3,4,5-trisphosphate binding. Gene Ontology annotation, cellular component: cytoplasm; Slx1-Slx4 complex. The record is from RefSeq and is a predicted model, not a curated record. Lineage: Eukaryota; Metazoa; Chordata; Actinopteri; Syngnathiformes; Syngnathidae. The transcript has 32 exons. Bases 368 to 4723 code for a protein of 1451 amino acids.